Messenger RNA from Thalassophryne amazonica, 1767 nucleotides. It is a transcript of the gene sox3, whose product is annotated as SRY-box transcription factor 3. Gene Ontology annotation, molecular function: DNA-binding transcription factor activity, RNA polymerase II-specific; RNA polymerase II cis-regulatory region sequence-specific DNA binding. The record is from RefSeq and is a predicted model, not a curated record. The transcript has a single exon. The coding region runs from base 207 to 1109 and encodes 300 amino acids. Gene Ontology annotation, biological process: anatomical structure morphogenesis; cell differentiation; regulation of DNA-templated transcription. Lineage: Eukaryota; Metazoa; Chordata; Actinopteri; Batrachoidiformes; Batrachoididae.
GGAACAAGUUCCAGACUCGUGUUUCGGAGCCGUAGGCGAUAGAGCAGCUGUGUGCGCCGAGGAGCCAGACGCACCUGCAGACACUGUUUGCGUCUUUGGGCAAAACUUUUUAUGAGACUGCGCACCAGCUCCACUACUUCUGGCGCGUUUUUCUGAACUUUGUUUUUCUUUUACGUCCCUGUAAGUGAACGCUAAAAGUCGCCAGAAUGUAUAACAUGAUGGAAACCGAGCUCAAGACCCCGAUCCCGCCGCCAAACUCGGGAUCGGCGCCGGGCGCGAAGAACAACAGCGCCAGUGAUCAGGAGCGCGUGAAGCGGCCGAUGAACGCCUUCAUGGUCUGGUCCAGAGGCCAACGGAGGAAGAUGGCACAAGAAAAUCCUAAAAUGCACAACUCGGAGAUCAGCAAGCGACUCGGCGCUGACUGGAAACUUCUCACCGACGCCGAGAAGAGGCCGUUCAUUGACGAGGCCAAGCGUUUACGCGCCAUGCACAUGAAGGAGCAUCCGGAUUACAAAUACCGUCCCCGCAGGAAGACCAAGACCUUGCUCAAGAAAGACAAGUACUCUUUGCCGGGCGGUCUGUUGGCGCCAGGGGCCAACACCGUCAGUAACUCUGUGUCUGUGGGCCAGCGGAUGGACGGUUACGCACACAUGAACGGCUGGACGAACAGCGCGUACUCGCUCAUGCAGGAUCAGCUGGCCUACCCUCAACACCACAGCAUGAACAGCCCGCAGAUCCAGCAGAUGCACCGGUACGAGAUGGCGGGGCUCCAGUACCCGAUGAUGACCUCGGCGCAGACGUACAUGAACGCGGCGUCCACGUACAGCAUGUCUCCGGCGUACACGCAGCAGAGCAGCAGCGCCAUGGGACUGAGCUCCAUGGCGUCCGUGUGCAAGACCGAACCGAGCUCGCCGCCACCGGCCAUCACGUCCCACACUCAGCGUGCGUGUUUGGGGGACCUGAGGGACAUGAUAAGCAUGUACCUGCCCCCCGGCGGGGACAGCGCGGAGCACGCGUCCCUGCAGAGCAGCCGGUUACACAGCGUCCAUCCGCACUAUCAGAGCGCAGGGACCGGCGUCAACGGGACGCUACCGCUCACCCACAUCUGAACACUCUGCUUUCCUUAAAAAAUAAAAAUAAAAAAGUACUUCGGAUACUUGAACUUUUUUUUUUUUUUUUUGGUUGCUAAAGAAACGUUGAAAAGUUUUUCUUUUUAUCCAGUUCUUUUCAGUUUGAGACGGACCCGAACUGAACCAUCAGAGUAAAUCGCUUUUGAAAGUUUUAAGCAAUCAACUUUGUGUACAGAAGAAGGUGGACUUCUUUGAAAUAUUGCCGCAUUUUCUCUCUUGUGAAAAAAAGGCAUGUGGCCUCGUCAAGAGGCUGAAAGAUGGAUGGAAAAGUUCGAUAUUAAUGUUUACACCUUAAUUUGUAGAAAGUCAGUUUUUGUCUCGACUGUGUCCAAAUUUUUGUAGUUUUUUCCCCCCUCCUCCUAUUCUCAUAGUUUUAAAUGAUGUUAAGACUGUGCGGGUCGCAACGCAAGUUUUAUUUAUAGUGAGGUAUGUUUGUUUUUUAGCGUGUGAACCCGAUGUUUUGUCAAGUGAAAUAUCGACUUUUUGUAAUUUUUUUUCCUGUGAUGGUUUCUUUUUUUUUUUGGACAGUGUCAUGUUUACUCUAUCAUGAACGAAAGGUUUAUUUAAACUGACGUUUCUACAUAUUUUAAGACCAUCCUCUAUUCUUAAAUGCUGAAUAAAUUUGUAUAAAACAUUA